Molecule: messenger RNA, 2598 nt
Organism: Dichomitus squalens LYAD-421 SS1
Lineage: Eukaryota; Fungi; Basidiomycota; Agaricomycetes; Polyporales; Polyporaceae
Exons: 2
Coding region: 108-1817 (569 amino acids)
Cellular component (GO): cytosol
Source: RefSeq, a predicted model, not a curated record
CUCACAUCUUGCCCUUUGCUCUCUUGUCCUUCAUUCCUUCCUUCUUCCAUCUCCGCUCCUUCCCCCCACCACCUCCACGGUCUCCAACCCCGGCCCCGUCGUGCUCGAUGCCCGCGAGGACAGUUCCCUCCUCCCCCGACCUCGCCCUCUCUCCUCCCCGCUUCCACCCCAGGCCAACCCUUCAGCCACUCUCGUCGUCUCAUCUGCAUCGGGACGCACUCGACGAGAGGUCGCCGGAGUACAACACCUACGCCGUUCGGAUGCCUCCCCAGAACGCCCACCCUGACGCAGACUACGGCUCGCAUCCAGGAUGGCCACCGCCUGGUCCGCGUGUAUACCCCGACCCUUCCUCUAUACCCCCACAUUGGCAUGUUCACCCGUCCGCCCUCACCCAAUAUCGCGAUGCUCGCACGCCCGCCCCGCCCGCCCCAGCCACUCAAUCAAACGCCCGCGCACCUUGGCAGAACCCGUACACUCGCGUUCUACAGGUUCAACCCUUCGUUGCGCCGCCGCCGCCUCCCAUUCCGCACAAGGUCUGGAUCUUGGACUGCAAAGCAUGCGGUAUGUUUUUGACCAACCGAGGCAUGAAGGCUGUCCUUCUAUUACGUCCUAACGUUCCGCUGUACUCCACGGACGCCCUUCCUAUCAACUGCUCGGCAUUCUCGCCCGAGUCCGAGGGUACGAUACGCAUGCACUCAACCUCUGUGUCGUCAACCUCGUCCGGAAGUGGCUCUCGGUCUGCGCGGUCCUCUAUUUCCGGCCCGUCAGGUGAUCCCGCACAACCUAACGCUUCUGCAGAACGUUCGCCGACGCGCACAUGUGAAUGCCUGACACAGACCCUAUGCUGCCACGGGUGUGGAAACGCUGUUGGCUACAUGAUCGUCUCACCUUGCCAGCGAUGUACGUCCUCGAUUACGGUGAACAAUCGCGCGACGAAUGGACACCGAUUUGUGUUCUACUCGAGCGAGAUCACUGCGUGCGAGCGACACUACAUCUCUGGCGAGCGCGGAGUCAGUCCCUUCCAUCCACUAACAUCGCCCAAUCCGCAGACGUUACAGAGCGGUAUGGCCGGUCUCACUAUUGGUAACAGUUCGCCACGUCAGUCUGUGGCACAGCAGCCGACGCCCGCUUCGUCCACCCCGAGCACGCCGCAUUCCAUGCCUCCGCUCUCACCUGGACUCACGAUAUCCCCUGGCUCUACUAUUGCCGCUCGGAGAACGUCCGUGGAUUACCUCCCUACUCCUCCACCGGAUGCCGAGAGCGCUUUCGCACCCAAUGCGAGAGUCGGACCUACGCCCGCGACCGCAGCGUCGAUCAACACACGUCCCAGCGCAAUCAGUAGCGCCAGCCGGUCUCCUACCUCCAGUCAGAGCCGAUCGAGAGCCAAUGACGAUGCAGGACCGGUCACGCCGCCCGCGCCUCCGAACUCGCACUCCACGUCGCCGCACACCGGGAACACGCCACCUGCCACCGGGGCAUCGUCUCCUACCCUGCCGCCCUCUGCACGCGCCCGCGCCGCUUCGACGUCCGCCGCGGCGCCCUCCCCAGCGUCUGCGUAUCCGCCGCCUCUCAACGUGUACAACAUCGUCCCGGCGUACCUGUCCCGGCCGUUACACCCGCCCGCUCCCCCUCCUGCGCCACCUCCGGAGCCGCUGAAGGCGGGAGAGGUGCUCUACUGGCACCAUCUGUUGCGGAGCGGGGAGAUCCCUGCUGUCUCGGAGGACCCGCGCGCGCGUCUGGACGAGGGGGACGCCGACGUGAAGAAUGAGGCUGCGAUGCGGAACGCGCUCCCGAGCGGGAUCGUUGCCGGACGUUGAGCUCGUUCGGUUGCGGCUCCCUUUCGAGAGCGGCUGAGCGCGUCUUGCCUUUCCCUCUUCCAAUCCGUUCGUCUCGCAAUAUCAUGUUCCGCAGCGCGACUCUGUCUAGCGCCCGGGUCGAUGUUGGCAUCCUGGAGUUUUACCGCGCGCCUGACUGUCGACCUCGCACACGGAAAGCACGGGUUAUCUAUUCCUGUUUAUUAUUCAUUAACACUGUAUAUUUUUACAUGUCUCGAAACGCUCCGGAAAUAUGUCCUCUACGGUCGCCGGGGAAAAAUCGUGUCCCCGGCCGAAUGCCGCGCCAUCUCUCGUACAGCGUUCGUUCGUACUCGCAUACGUCACGACCCUCGUUUACGAAUCGAGACGUCUACCAUUCAUGAUUCUUGCUACGCUCGCACAAACACUUCCAGACUUGUCGAUACCCCUCCCCCUCCUCCCUCUGUCCCCACUCCCUGAUUUGAUCCCUGCCACGCUACCGCCGUCGUACCUCGUUGUAUCAAUCACCACGCAGUCGUCUCACUUGACCCUCCAUCAGCAUCUUGGAUAUAUAUUCAACCCGCCUCCCGCCUCAUUGGGUCCAUGUCACAUCACCGCGGCCUCGUCUCCCUCCCACCCUUCCUCCUCCUGGUCAUAUGGAUGUUCUUGUAACAUUGAUCCUUAUAUGUUAUGGUUCUCGGUCCUCCGCGUUGCCUCGUCGUCGAUCGCUCUGUCGUGUUGCAUCUUUACUUGCCUGUUACUUUGCGGUUGACUGCAUCUGCAUAGUGACGUUGUGCAUUCCUCC